CUUUAUCCCAGCAUCCUUAGCGGCGGGCGAAGGAAAAUGAAAUCGGCCAUGUCGUGGUAGAAAUCUGUUCAGAAACAAGCGAGUGUGACUCACGGUGCAACUCACUUACAGCUCUGAAAGUAACACAUCUGACCUUUCGUUUGACAGAAAACUGCUUCUGUGGAAGUAAUUAUUAAAAUCGGAGGACAAACAUGAGCGGAGGAGGAACUCCAUACAUCGGCAGCAAAAUUAGCCUGAUCUCCAAGGCCGAGAUCCGCUAUGAAGGAAUUUUGUACACCAUUGACACAGAAAACUCGACAGUAGCUCUUGCGAAAGUGCGCUCUUUUGGCACGGAGGACCGGCCCACUGACAGGCCUAUUCCACCUCGGGAGGAAGUGUUUGAGUACAUCAUCUUUCGGGGAAGUGAUAUAAAAGACCUAACAGUUUGUGAGCCACCCAAAGCCACUAGUACCCUGCCUCAGGACCCUGCCAUAGUUCAAUCAUCCAUUGGAUCCACCAAUGCUGCAGCAUCGUCAUCAUUCCAGUCGGCUGGGUCCUAUGCCCCAUACAGCAGGGCCCCUGUCGCACCAUACAGCCAGUUCGGUGUUUCAUCCCUUGCAGCUCAGCAGUUUGGAACUGCUGGAGCAGGAGGGUGCACUAGUCCCCAGCCUGAUCCUUUAAAAAAAAGUUCCACCCUGGAGCAGACAGUGCAGGCCCCACCGUCAGCUGCCCCAGCACCGCCUGCACCUGUAGGACAGAGGAGUCAGAUGGGGGCAGCAGCCUCCAGACCCACCAGCACCGCCGCUGGUAGCCAGAAACCCCCAGACCUCCUAGAGCAGAGAAAAGCUCCUGAGGUUCAGAAGGUGUCACAGCCAGAAGGUGAACAAGGUGCUGUUGAAAACCGGGAUCCUAACCAGCGUCACGCCGCUGCUGCUCAGUCCACUCGCCGUGGCCGUGGAAGAGGAAACCGCAGCAGAGGCAAAGUAAAUGUGCGUAGAGAUGGCCCCAUGAAGUUUGAAGAAGACUUUGACUUUGAGACUGCCAACGCCCAAUUCAACAAAGAUGAGAUUGACAAAGAGCUCCAGAACAAGCUCAAACUGAAAGAUGACAAGACUGAAAAGGCGCUGAAUGGAGAAGAAACUGCUGACUCAGAACAUCCGGCCAAUGAGGGGACCACUGAGGAGGAGGAGGCUGUGAUUAACACAUACUAUGACAAGUCCAAGUCUUUCUUUGAUAACCUGUCCUGUGGUGAUUUAAGUAAACCGGGUGAAAGAGGAUUUUCAAGGGAGCGAAGGUCCACCUGGGCAGAAGAGAGGCGAAUGAAUUCUGAGACAUUCGGCAUCCCUCUGAGACACAAUCGAGGAAGAGGGGGUUUCCGUGGCCGAGGCUUCAUGGGGCCCCGUGGAGGCCGAGGGCGACCGCUGAGCAGAGGCUCCUUUGGGCCACCCCGGGGUGCUCCACCAGGUUUCAGAGAGGGAUUCAGAGGUGGCAGAGGAGGCCGGGAUUUCUCUGACUUUGAAUACAGGAAGGAUAACAAGGUGGCUGCAUAGUACUGCAGCAUUGGAUCCACAAAGAUUUGUAGCCCCUCAUCAUGAAAUUAUUCCUGUUGAAGAAAUGCUUUGGUCUCAACAUUUGACAGAAAGAAUGCAGUCACCAGCACUAGGGUUGGCUGCUUUACACGAGGGGGUGAGAGUGCAGCUCCCUUUUCUCCGCUUUGAGAAUUAGGCUUUUUUGUUUUUUUGCCCCAGUCACCAGUUUGACGACGUGUGUAAAUACCUUGCUUUGGAGUAAUUCUGUAUUUUUGCAUCAAUCAAGUUCAUUUCUUACUGAAGUUGUAUUUGAUAAUAAAAGCUGUAUGUAAUCCCACGGAUACUGUGAGUGGGUCACAGUUCAUGUGAUCAUAGCUUUAUUUUUUAUUUUCUUUCAGUUUUUGAUAUGUUGUAUGUUGGCACCAAAAUUCACAGCACUGCCUGUUGUACCAUGUUUCUCUGCUCAGACUUACUUAGUGUGGUUGCUGUGUGCUCAGCAUUUUUAUCCAGUUUGCGGGAAAUGUUUUUUUGUUUUGUUUUGAACAUGCAUUCAUUCUCAAUGAAGUAGUAAGAUCAAUGCCAGCUUAAAGAAACAAAAUCUGAACUGAAAUUCACUAUGAAUGAAUGUAUAACUAGCUCAUCUUCUGCUUAGUGACCCCCCCCCCUCCCCCCAAGCAAAUUGUGGCUUGCCAGACAGACUUUUAGUUUAGUUUUUAGAAAUGUGCAUUCAGUAUUUAGAAUCCCUCAAACCUCCCUCAUCAAAUGAAUUCUGUUUCUGCUUUACGUUCGUAGCUGGACGUCCACAGGCCUGUUAAUGAUCAAUAGGAACCAGUUGUUGAUGGAUAUAUGGGGUUUACAGCAUUAGCUUUAGAAGUCUUUGAUAACUAGAUUUUUUUUUUCUUUCUAAGUCUGUUUUUAUAUAGUUGAUCAAAGAGCAUUCCCAUGAUUUGUGUCUGUGAAAGAGGAACAUCCGAUGCUAUUAAUGCCUGAAGUUCUUACGAGAGGAAAGCCUUGAGUUUAUUCGAUUAAAACCUGCAGUCAGAAUGACCUUGAACAAGUUAGAUUUGAAUCAGACAUGUUUUGCUGUCCUGCCAAAAACAACAUGUAAGCAUUUGGUUGAUCUCAAAUAAGUGACAGCCAGUAAGUACGUGUUUUCUCAUUUUAGUGCUUGUUGAAUCUACCUUCCUGUGUCCCAAACAUACUGAGCCGUCUGUUAAAGCAUGUUCUUUUUCUGUUAUCAGCGUCCUUUUUAAUUGUGUUACAGUUGUGUCAUAUGCAUAGUUAUUAUCCACUGUCUCUACAGUCAGCUGUUGCCACUGCAAAACUAAGUACUUGCAGUGUUGUACGGAUUGUUUACUGAAAAUGGGAAUCUUGUAAAUGGAUUGAAUGUCUCAAAAUGUUCAAUACAAAUGGCAAAAUGUCUGAUAAUUAUCAGCCCUCUGGCUUGUUUGUAUCUCCUCUUUUGUUGCAUUGUUGUCAAUGUGAUGUUCUCUGGAGUGAAUUUAUCAUUAUUAUUAUUAUUAUUAUUACGGACUUGUGAACAAAAGAACUGGAUGUGGUGCCAGUGUGUUGGGAGGUGGAAUAUUUUUUUCUCAUUUGUUAGUACUUUAGGGACUUCAGAGUACUUUUGCCUUCAAAGUGGUGAUUUUUUUUUUUUUUUUUACAGAUUUCCCUUUUAACUUAAAGGUUACCUUUUGACAAAAGUAUUGAUAGCACUACAAGGUGAAACUAGAUCCUACUCAGUAGCUGUGGUUGUUUAGGAUGAAGCAGUCCAGUUUAAAAUGUGCUGUUUAACUGGAUAUUGCACAGAUUGCUGAUCACUGCAUGAUAGCCUUAGGAACCACCACUUUAAUAUGGGCUUUCAUAACGGCCAGCAAUGUUUAAUUUGAGACAAAAAGUAUUACUGAACUAUUGAAAGCUGACAUGUUUUCAUGUUUGUUACUCCUUCCAGUCACUGGAAUUAUAAACCAGUAAUUGUUUUCUUGAGAAUAUCGGCAAAAUUGAAUUUUUACGGAAAAUAAAGAGUUGAACAAUAA
Molecule: messenger RNA, 3544 nt
Organism: Micropterus salmoides (largemouth bass)
Lineage: Eukaryota; Metazoa; Chordata; Actinopteri; Centrarchiformes; Centrarchidae
Gene: lsm14ab
Product: LSM14A mRNA processing body assembly factor b
Exons: 10
Coding region: 192-1529 (445 amino acids)
Biological process (GO): cytoplasmic stress granule assembly; P-body assembly
Cellular component (GO): P-body
Molecular function (GO): mRNA binding
Source: RefSeq, a predicted model, not a curated record